Molecule: messenger RNA, 758 nt
Organism: Eremomyces bilateralis CBS 781.70
Lineage: Eukaryota; Fungi; Ascomycota; Dothideomycetes; Eremomycetales; Eremomycetaceae
Exons: 1
Coding region: 53-592 (179 amino acids)
Source: RefSeq, a predicted model, not a curated record
AAAGUAAGCCCGCUUACCAGUUCGACGUCGAGCUUCACGAAAGAACGCCCUGAUGUCCCAAAAUUGGCUUUGGAGACCUGAGUGCCGCAUCAGACUUUGCAUAGAAGCUCAACAACUGGCGCGUGGAUUCGGGGGAAUAUCGCGGCAGACAAGGAGCGCCACGGCGGUUCAAAGUCAUCGAUGGAUAACCCAAAUCGUUCGCCAGGAAGGCGAGACUACAAGCGUGUCAUCUGUCACAGCCUUUGUUCUCAAAGCUCCAUCCCUGGGCGGGUCGUUCGUUUCUGCUAGCCUGCUUGCGCAAUGUCGUUUGAUCGACCUGGUCGUGCUGGCAUCCUCCUGGCUCCGCUUCCAUGCGGCGUCGCCAUUUGAGGAUGACGACAAUAUGUUUGCUGAAAGUGCAUAUAUUGUUCGAAAGUACCUCGUACCUAAAUACCUUGAUUCCUGGUAUCAGAUGCACCGAUACGACUCUUUGAUGCAUUCCCAACGCUUAACGGUGGUUUGUAUGAAAUUUCCCAAGAAAUAUUUAUACUUGACAUUCAGCUUCUGGGCCAUUAGCUUGCUGAGUGGACAGGUUCUUGCUAAAUGUACAUAACAAAAAUGCCUGUGUCGAGGGAAUUCCGACCGGAUUCCAGAAGGAAAGAUGUUUAUCCGACGCCAAUCAGAUCAUAUUCCUCCGAUAGGCUUAUUAUGACGUUUUACAGAACCGAACCGACCGUGCAGCAAAGAUGUUGAUUUAAGUUGGUGCUAUGAUUUAAGCC